AUGCAAAAAUCCCCUUCGGCCAUUUCAUAUAAAAUAAUCAUGGGAGUCACAUGGGAGGCAAAGAUUACAAAGGUCAUUUUAUCAAAUCAAAUAAUAAAAAUUAUUAUUUUAUCAAAUAAUUUAUCAAAAUAUUUUAUCAAACAAGAAAGCUACUAUUUUAACAAUUUAAGGGCACAAUACAGUAUUAUUAACUACAGGUUCAAUGUCUUAAAGACCUCUAGAACAUAUUCAUCUUGUGUAAGUGAAACUAUAUCUUUGAACAACAACUGCCCAAUUUCCCUGGUAGUCAACAUUCUACUCUCUGCUUCCAUGAGUUUGACUCUUCAAGAUACUCCAUAUAAGUGGAUUGAUAUAGGAUUUGUCCCUGUGUGA
Molecule: messenger RNA, 372 nt
Organism: Rangifer tarandus platyrhynchus (Svalbard reindeer)
Lineage: Eukaryota; Metazoa; Chordata; Mammalia; Artiodactyla; Cervidae
Source: the annotation of a GenBank genome assembly